Entrophospora candida is the source of this 541-nucleotide messenger RNA. NCBI's taxonomy places the organism in Eukaryota, Fungi, Glomeromycota, Glomeromycetes, Entrophosporales, Entrophosporaceae. The record is from the annotation of a GenBank genome assembly.
UGUUUCAAGGAAGCCACUCUGGGAAUCAGUAAGGACAAAUAUCCUACACUGGGACAGUCAGUUCCAAUUUACAAUUAUUUGAUAGAUAAUAUUGAGGACUUUAUUGAUAAAACAAAUAGACAGCCAAAUGUAGUAGAUGCAGCAAAGAAAGCUCAAGAAAAAUUACAAAAAUAUCAUCCUAUGUCUGAUGGUCUUGUUUAUGUCAUAGCAACCAUCAUUGAUCCUCAUCCUAAAAUAGUGUAUUAUAUUGAUAAUGAAUUUGGAAAUAAUUAUAUUGAAAUCUACAAAAAUCAAAUAAAAAAAUUAUGGGAAAGUUAUAUUCCAAAUAAACAACAUGAAGAAGUUCAAAAUGAUAAAAAACCAAGUGUGCUUGCCGCACAUAUGCAAAAAAAUCAUAAACAUUCUCAUGAUGAUGAAUUGAAGGUUUUUUUAAAUAGUUCAACAAUAAAUUUUGAUUCAGAUGUAUUGGAUUUUUGGAAGUUACAUGAAGUUGAAUACCCACACCUUUCUAAUAUGGCAAGAGAUUUCUUGGCUAUCCCUG